Messenger RNA from Penicillium daleae, 2691 nucleotides. Its product is annotated as glycoside hydrolase family 2 protein. Lineage: Eukaryota; Fungi; Ascomycota; Eurotiomycetes; Eurotiales; Aspergillaceae. The transcript is spliced from 2 exons. The record is from RefSeq and is a predicted model, not a curated record. Gene Ontology annotation, biological process: glycoprotein catabolic process; carbohydrate metabolic process. Gene Ontology annotation, molecular function: beta-mannosidase activity. Bases 1 to 2691 code for a protein of 896 amino acids.
AUGGGUAUAGCAAAAGAACGGCUCCCCCUAACGGACGGAUGGAAGUACAAGGCAGGCGAGCAGUCGGAGGCUGGGGAUUCGUCAGUCUGGCACAAUGCUCAACCUUUACCUACAUCAAUCCACCUGGAUCUACUUGCCAAUCAUACCAUCCCGGACCCCUUUGUGGGAAAGAAUGAGGAGCUCGUACAAUGGGUUGGUGACAAAACAUGGAUCUACGAGAAGCAGUUUACCAUUCCUGAAAGGCUGCGCAGCAACCCGGGCCAGCAAGUUGAUUUGGUUUUUGAAGGCUUAGACACAUUCACGACUGUGAUAUUGGACAACGUCAAAAUUCUGGAAACAGAAAACAUGUUUGUUAGCCAUCGGGUCAACAUAACGGAUCAAAUUCGUUCCACCAAGACGCCAGACAAGGAGAUGCAUACUUUGCAAAUCAUCUUUCACAACGCCAAGCAAAUGGCGACCGAGGAAAUGGAGAGGCAUGCUGAGCAUAGUUGGUUCAGCUUUCAUUUCGGAAACAAGCGUCUAGCUGCGAGGAAGGCACAAUAUCACUUUGGUUGGGAUUGGAGUCCAGUACUGACGGACUGCGGACCAUGGAAGCCAAUUUUUCUGGAAGCAUAUCAAGCCCGACUGACCGACUUAUCGAUCCGGACAAGUCUUGACUCUGAUCAACAAGGAGCGGGACUUGAAAUCUCGGUCGAGGUGGAGGGAAAAGCGGGAUACGCGAGAAUCGACAUUGAGCAGGACGGCGUCAAGAUUGAAUCGUGCAUUAUUACGCUAUGUGGUGAAAGGACCACAACGACUAGGCGAAUCCGGAAUCCGAAACUUUGGUGGCCAUGGACACUAGGAGAGCAGAACCUCUAUACCGUCAAAUGCACGAUAUUUAAUCGCCUCGAGGACGCUACGGAAGAAUUGGAACUGGACUCUAUGAAUAAGCGAUUUGGUAUUCGUAAGAUCGAACUUAUUCACCAGCCAUUACGCCAAGGAGAAGGUAAUAGCUUCUUUUUCCGGGUCAACGACGUUCCGAUUUUCGUUGCCGGUUCAAACUGGGUACCAUUGGAUUCGUUUGUAUGCCGAGCAACGACGGCAAAGUAUCGCAAUUGGAUACAACUGGCCAAAGACACCAACCAAGUGAUGAUUCGCAUUUGGGGCGGGGGAAUCUAUGAACACGACGACUUUUUCGACAUCUGUGACGAGCUUGGUCUACUAGUCUGGCAUGACUUCAUGUUCGCAUGUGGCAUAUAUCCAGCACACUCAUCUUUCGAAUCGAGCGUAAUGACUGAAGCGCGUCAAAACAUCGUACGACUACGGCACCAUCCUUCAAUCGCUCUAUGGUGUGGAAACAACGAGGACUAUGCAAUUGCGCAUCUUGCGCGUGAGCAUGUGGGGAAAGCUGAAUACGACCCAGGCGAAAUGAAUCCUGACAAGAUCAGGCAAUCCGGCUUUCCGGCGCGACUAUUCUAUGAAGUGCGCUUCCCAGAAGUGUGCAAGGAAUUAAUCCCGGAUACUCCAUACUGGCCGGGAUCUCCAUUUGGCGGAUCCUUCUGCAACGACAUGACAGACGGGGAUAUCCAUCAGUGGUAUGUGUGGCAUCUCGACAAACGUCCCUACCAAGAUUAUCCACAGCUCGGUGGGCGAAUGGUUACAGAGUUUGGCCUGCAAUCAAUUCCGCAUUGGAAGACUGUAAAACAGUACUACCCGGCUGAUUACGCCUUCUCGCCGGAUGCGUCUCAAAAUUGCACUACAGAAGAGUACAUGACAUGGCACAACAAGGGCCAUGGAGGCCCGGAGAAUAUUCUUAAGUAUGGUGUCGACAACAUCCCUUUUGAUGAACAUUCUCUGCGGGGCUACAUAUACUGUUCACAAUUGAUUCAGUCCGAAGGUAUAUCAACCGCAUUUAGAGCAUGGAGACGACAAUGGAGGGGUCCUGGCCAGGAAUAUUGUGGUGGAGCAUUGCUGUGGCAACUGAAUGACUGUUGGCCAGUCUCGUCAUGGUCCAUCGCAGACUCGAACUUGCGACCGAAGCUGGCAUAUUGGACCUUCAAAAGGGAGAAUCAGCCCAUCACUGCCGGUUUAUCACGCAGAGUCAACGGUGGUUUGCUGGAGCUAGAGGCAUGGGCGUGCAACAUGACAAUGCAGCCGGUUUCCGUCGGCUACCAGAUUCAUGCAUGGCACGUCAAGACGGGCAAAAGCCUGUGGACACAAACAGUGUCGACGCGGAUCCAGCUUGAACCUAACCGUAGCACGGAACUAGGAAGCACACAGUUGCGUUCCGACUUGGACGGUGAGCGGCAAUUCCAUUGGAAUGAGAUGACAUUUGCCAUCUAUCUUUUUACCGUUCCGGAGGUAUCAGUCGGUGGCGCUAUUGGAAGGAAGAACGAUAUCGCUCGUUUUGUAAACUUCCACGAGCCACUAAAGGAAGUUCCGUUUGCUAUGGACGAGGGACAGAUGACUGCAAAACUCAUCGAGGAGAAAACCGGCUCCUACAUUGAGCUAUCCGCAUCGGUUCCGAUGAAGUGCGUGUAUCUUGACUACGAGGACGAUGCGAUUGAAUGGGACGAUAACGGCGUAGACCUUGUGCCGGAGGAGACUACAAGGGUGAGAGUCUCGGGGCUCACAGCUGGAAGAGAGAUUAAGUUGAGAGUUUAUUGGCUGGGAGCGACUGGAUGGCAGAGCCAAAUGCUUGAUGUAUAUUAA